Molecule: messenger RNA, 3227 nt
Organism: Varroa destructor (honeybee mite)
Lineage: Eukaryota; Metazoa; Arthropoda; Arachnida; Mesostigmata; Varroidae
Molecular function (GO): protein binding; calcium ion binding
Source: RefSeq, a predicted model, not a curated record
CAACCGCACUUUGAAACCACAGAAGCUGAACUCAUUAAGAUUGACUUCAAAUGAACGCGGAUCGAUAGGAGAGAUUUAGAAGCCGCCGCAGCAGCUAGGCUUCUUGCGUUGGCAGCAGUGCCAUAACGUACGAGAUUUUGAUACGUUUAAAAAAUGAUUCAAUCCAUCUUGUCGAUCCAUAACACGCUGCAGUGUAUCGUGUUUUAAUAACAAUGUUUUACGAAACCAGGCUUGCUGGGAAUUAAACAGCACCAAUAAUAGACUUUUGAUGGUUAUAUCAAGGACAAGAUGAUAAUCAUACUUGACGUUAUUCUUGUCCUUGCGGCCGGUACUGAACCUGUAACGGCAACGGGCCGCUGUGCUAAGGGGCAAAUUGAUUGCUUGGGUAUCUUCAAAACGUGCAUCUACCCAAGUGAUGUGUGCGAUAAGCAUAAAGACUGCCGCUCGCUUAUCGACGAAGAAUUCUGCGAGUGUUACUCGGACAAGGACUGCGCAUCCGAUACUGUAUGCGUGAACCAGUUUCCGAAUUUAGGUAAAAAGUGCGUAGGGCAAAUACGAUGCCAAAAAGGAACGCGGCAGGUCGGAAUACAUUGCAUAGACAUGGACGAAUGCGAGGAAGGUACUCACACGUGUUUGGACGAUCAGCACUGCAAGAAUACAUUUGGGUCAUACGAGUGUAUAUGCAAAUCUGCCGGUUUCAAAUUAAAUGAAUCCACGCGGGAAUGCGACGAUAUUAACGAGUGUCUCGACGAAUCACUUUGCGAUCCACCGGGCGUAUGCCGCAACACGCGGGGUGGAUACAACUGCUCAUGCCCGGAACACCAUAUUCGUGUUCCGAAAGUUCCAAAGCUGCCUGAAAAGGGUUUCUUCUGUUCGAAGACAGACUAUUGUGCGAACGUAACGUGUGAGGGUCCACUAAGGUGCCAAAACGAUGGUUAUGGGAAUAGCUCUUGCAUUUGUCCAGAGACGACUCACGAGAUGCUCAACGGGACGUGCAUCGAUCGUGACGAAUGCUCAGGACCUAAUCUGUGUCAAAGGAUUAUUGGAGGUUCAGUUUGUAAGAACCAAAACGGUUCGUAUGCUUGUAUUGCGUCUCCAUCAUGCAAUAAUGAUGGACCUGUUGUUAAGGUCAAUCAAGACGGCAUCUUAGAGGUCGAGGUACACUGUCCACAAAAUCGGUCAAGCGAAGCUAAUACACGCAGGCCAAAAGAGACGUGUGUUAAGGGAGUAUGCUUCUGCGUUAUGGGCUACAUUUUCGUAAACGAUAGCGUAGGCUGCGUCGACAUCGAUGAAUGUGCCAUGAAUCAAAGCGAUUGUCCGAAAGAACUCCAGUGUAAGAAUACCGAUGGAGGUUUCGACUGUGUCUGUCCUAUCGGCUACCGGGAAAGAGCACUGCAGCCGGUCAAUACUAUGACGCCCUAUUACGACACCAUAGAAUGCGUUGACAUAGACGAAUGCUUGUUGGAUCUGCAUACAUGCGCGUUCAAAUGCCGUAAUACGGUGGGGUCCUAUGAGUGUAUCUGUAAAGCCGGCUACAUCAGUGACAUAACGAAGAAAGUUUGUCUACCUUUAGGAGGCAGCUCGGUACUCGUCGUCUCGAUGUUUGGAAGAUUCCAUCUGGCAGAAAUCGAUUUCGAAACAGAUGAUCUCAACUUUGUAGAGCAGAAAAUGCGUUGCGAGGUUGGCGUCUCGACAAUCUUUACUUACCACCAGACACAAGAUCAGGCUUAUUUCGUCAGUGAAGAUCAUAGGUCUAUUUACCGAGGCUUGCUGAACGAAAGUUGCACGCGCAUCAUCUCUGAUCGCAACGACAUAUCAACGUUAGAGCUGGAUUGGGUUUAUGGGAAGGUCUAUUGGGCCGAAAGUAAAGGAAUAAUGGUAUCCGAGAUGAAUGGGCAGUACAUAAAAAUUAUUCUCGGAUUCGAAGCUGUCAUUUCGAACAUGAUCGUAAACCCGUUCAACGGAUGGCUACUAUUCACGUCAGAGGGACGACUUUGGCGGGUAGGUCUUGACGGAACUCAUAUGAGCCGCAUCUUUGAGGAAACAAAUGUUACGUCGUUGGCAUUCGAUGUUGAAGAGAGCAACAUUGCGAUUCAAACUGAUACCAAGCUAAUGCUCUGUCCAGAAGACUUCACCGAUUCUCAGGGCUGUAACGAUCUAGCGUAUGCCUACGGUGUCGCUAAUAGUACGUUAACUCUUGUUGACAUGUUUGUUGAUUUCGCACUUUUGGAAGAUGACGAAAACACUCUAACAAUGAUCAGCCGCAAUGGGAAGCAUAUACGUCGUCUGGCAGGAAACCAUACGACUUUCAAGUCAUUGCGAGGUCGAGUACUUCAUACGAUGAAACAACCGGUUGGUGGCCAUAAAUGCCGUAUGCAGUGCUCACAUCUAUGUGUUAAUUCACCUUCAGCUGGACGCUAUUCCUGCCUCUGCCCCGACUUCGGUCUUCGCGAAGGCACUGCUGGUUGCACGGAAAUUAUAAGUCACGAAUUUUGCCAAACGGAAUCAGCAAUGUUUUCAGUCGCGCUGUUCGUCGCAGGCCUAGCGACGUUUGUCAUCGGUGCCUUAUGCGUAACUUACAAUAUGUACGUCAACUAUGGAAAAGGUACCAUUAAGAGUCGGCGAGGAAAAACAUUUUCAGUGAGCAGUCGCAACUCAAGCACUGCCGACACGCAAAUAAUGUGUUUUUCAAUUCAUGAUUCGCUCGAAAGCGAGCUGGACGGACGUCAGUUUGUUAAACAUGAAACGCCUUCAGAUAUAGUGGGCAAUCAGCACGAUCAAUCAGUAUGUCUUCAGGGCUUUGUUUCUUCAUGAGAUCUAGGACGAGAGCAAGAUGUAGGACAACGUUUAUCUAUGCAGACGCGUCAAAGUGCUAUAAAUCAGAGAGAAAAAAGAGAGAAAUACAGAGUUUGCUUUACUGAGGGCUCAAAACUCUACCAUGUCCUGGAGAGAUGAAUUUCACAAAAAGUUUAUUGAUGAUUGGUGCUUAGAAAUGGAAUUAUGGAAAGGGAGUAAGUUGUUAUUGGGUUCCUGCCGGAUGUAUGGUGACGCUCAAUAAUAUGAGGCUCGAAGUCAGAGUAUUUUUUUAUAGAGUUAUUUUAUAAGCUGGCCCAACUUUAUUCUUGUUGUAAGUUACGCUUGCUCAAACCCGUUUCAAUACUUAGCAGAUCAAAGAUGCAUAAGCAUGUACUAUGCGAACAUUGAGCCUAGUCUGUAAAUAAAGGUUU